Molecule: messenger RNA, 3713 nt
Organism: Exophiala oligosperma
Lineage: Eukaryota; Fungi; Ascomycota; Eurotiomycetes; Chaetothyriales; Herpotrichiellaceae
Exons: 2
Coding region: 281-3427 (1048 amino acids)
Biological process (GO): oligosaccharide metabolic process; protein N-linked glycosylation
Cellular component (GO): endoplasmic reticulum membrane
Molecular function (GO): Glc3Man9GlcNAc2 oligosaccharide glucosidase activity
Source: RefSeq, a predicted model, not a curated record
CUCGAACUGGAAAAUUCCUUCACCUGCGGCAAAAAUCUUUGUAUUUUGAGGAAACUUCCCUGACUGACCUUGCCUCAUCGCUUGUUAAUCCGUGGUGCGGGACCGGGAUCGAGAGUACCAUUGAUCGAUCUCUUUGUACACCGACCGCUUCUCAAGUCCGCAUUUUCACCCUCGACCAUACGGUCUUCUUUUCCGGGCCAUGUGUGGACCGUUAUAGAGCUAUAUUUAUUUGUAUUCUCCUAAUCCUAGACCGGUCCUUAUCGCCCAGAGACUGUCCAGAAUGGUCGUGGUCGAUCACCACGAAUACCUUUGCGAGGAAGAGAAGCGUCUGAAAGAGGACCGCGAGCGGACAAAAUACUGGAAGAAAUGGGGGCCAUACGUUGCUGAGCGGCAGUGGGCCACGGUCCGCGAAGACUACUCUGACAACGGAGACGCUUGGAGUCACUUCUCUCACGAGCAAGCCCGGUCCAGAGCAUAUCGAUGGGGUGAGGACGGCAUUGCCGGGGUCUCUGACAGCCAUGGCUUGCAGAACAUUGCCUUUGCCUUUUGGAACGAGAAGGAUGAGUACUUGAAGGAAAGACUGUUCGGUCUGAGCAAUCCCCAGGGCAAUCAUGGCGAGAGUAUCAAGGAGGCACACUUCCAUCUUGAUAACACGCCUACCCACUCGUACAUGAAAUACCUCUACAAAUACCCGCAAAGAAGAUUCCCCUACGAGCAAUUGAUCGAAGAGAAUGCGAAGCGGGGCAAACAAGAGCGCGAGUACAACAUCAUCGACUCGGAUGCCUUCAAGGACAAUCGCUACUUUGAUAUCUUUAUUGAGACAUGUAAAGAGACGGAUGACCCGGACGAGCUCCUGUUCCGUGUGACAGCGUACAACCGGGGUCCGGAGGCCGCACCUCUUCACAUCAUCCCGCACAUGUGGUUCAGAAAUACUUGGACUUGGGGCCAUGAGCCUGAGAAGCUCAAGCCGAAUGUGCGCAUGGUUGGCCCCAUGACUGCCCAGUCCAAGCACCACAAGCUGGGCACUCGGUUCUUCCAACUGUCUGCGUCCCCCGGGUGUGGGCCAGAGGCUGAUGAUGUCCAUCCGCAACUCAUGUUUACGGAGAACGACACCAACCAUGACCGGCUGUAUCAAGUCAAGAACAAGCAGCCCUAUGUCAAGGAUGCUUUCCAUCGCUGGAUUGUGGAUGAGGAAAAGGGUGCCAUCAACCCUCGAUGUUCAGGAACAAAAUGUGCCGCUUGGUAUGACUUUGGUCAAGGCGAAGGUGUCCCUCCUGGAGAAUGUGCUGUGGUCAGAUUUAGAUUGUCGCGCAAGUAUGACGGCUAUCUCAACGAAGAGCUCCUCGACGACAUCAUGGAGCAAAGGCGCCAGGAAGCGGAUGAAUUUUACUACCGCAUCAGCCCCCUUCCAAUGGCUGACGAUUUGAGGAACAUCCAGAGACAAGCGCUGUCUGGCAUGCUAUGGUGCAAGCAGCAUUACUACUUUAUCUGGGAUCAAUGGGCCAAUGGUGACCCCAAUAUGCCUCCACCACCGCCUAAUCGCAAGAACGUCCGAAACUCGCAUUGGAAGCAUAUGUACUUGGAUGAUAUCUUGUCCAUGCCCGACUCCUGGGAGUAUCCGUUCUUUGCCGCAUGGGAUUCUGCGUUCCACUGUAUUCCUCUUGCCAUGGUGGACCCGGAGUUUGCGAAGAAACAGCUCGACCUGUUUACCCGAGAGUGGUACAUGCAUCCCAACGGACAACUGCCGGCGUAUGAGUGGAAUUUCGGAGACGUCAACCCGCCCGUGCAUGCAUGGUCAGUCUUCAGGACUUUCAAGAUUGAAAGAAAAAUGUACGGCCGACAAGAUCUCGACUUUCUCGAACGUGUAUUCCAGAAACUGCUGCUCAACUUUACGUGGUGGGUGAACCGCAAAGACUUCGAUGGCAAGAACGUUUUCGAGGGUGGUUUCCUGGGUCUGGACAACAUCGGUUUGUUCAACCGCUCCGAGCCCUUGCCUACUGGUGGUGUUCUGGAGCAGGCCGACAGUACGGGGUGGAUGGCUUUCUACUGCCUUUGCAUGCUCAACAUAUCUCUGGAGCUGGCGAAACACCGACGUACCUACGAAGACAUUGCAUCCAAAUUCUUUGAGCAUUUCAUCCUGAUAUCCGACGCCAUGACUUUCAGGUCGGGCGGACAGGAGACGAGUUUGUGGAACGAUGAAGACGGCUUCUACUACGAUGCGAUCUCCUGGGGUGGGCCUUGGACGCAGCAGAUGCCCGUACGGUCCUUGGUCGGCCUUAUCCCCCUGUAUGCGGUCCUGACUCUCGAACCGGAGCUCAUCAACAAAUUCCCCAAUUUCAAACGUAGGAUGGAGUGGUUCAUUGAGAACCGCCACGACGUGGCAGAGCGCAACAUCGCCUCCAUGCGCAAGAGAGGUAAAGAUCAGCGCCUGUUGUUGUCGCUGGUUAGCAAGGACAGGCUCGAAAAGAUUCUGAAGAGGAUGCUCGAUGAGACCGAGUUCCUCGCCGAUCACGGCAUCCGGAGCUUGUCAAAGUAUCACGAAAAUCACCCCUACAGCAUGGAUGUCAAUGGUCAGAAGUUUGGUGUCAGCUACGUUUCGGGUGACUCGGAUUCCGGCCUCUUUGGUGGAAACUCCAAUUGGCGUGGCCCCAUCUGGAUGGCGGUGAACUUUUUGCUUGUCGAGUCUCUGCUCCGGUUCUACAUGUUCUACGGCACCAGUUUCCAGGUCGAGUGCCCGACCGGCUCUGGUGAGUACAUGCACCUGGGCCACGUCGCGGAAGAGAUCCAGCAUCGUCUGCAACAUCUCAUGGUGCGUGACCACGAAGGUCGUCGUGCGAUCAACGCGGGCAACGACACGCUCGACUUUGAUCCUCACUGGAGAGACUACCUGUGGUUCUUUGAGUUCUUCGACGGCGACACGGGCCGUGGGCUCGGGGCCUCCCACCAGUGCGGCUGGACGGGUCUGAUGGCCAAGAUGAUCCACGACACCGGCAUCAACUGCCGCCUGCCACAGACCCCGAGGACUCCUUCCACGGCCGCCUCCCACUACUUUGACGACAUCUACGGCCGUGGCCUCACCCGGAAAAACACUUACGUCGGUACCCCCGGCCCCGGCCCGCGGAUGCGACGGUCGUCGACCUCCCGGUCCAUCGGCAACCGAUCGAGCUUUGUGUCUAGCGUCAAUGGCGACGCCAAAUCCGAGGACGGUGGCGAAGGCGAACAACACGGCUAUUUCCCCAAGGUGCCGUCCCACAGUGGGAUGUCGGAUUCCGACGCGUGGGGCGAGGAGGACAAGCUGGAAAAGGAGCGCCGGAAGAGCGUCGCCGACAGUCACUUCGAAAAGUACGUCGGGGAGCAACUCAGUCGACUCAAGACGGAAGAAAGCGUCGCGGUCUACGAGGAUGAGUUUGAAGCUCAAUUGGACUAAGUUGUGAGGUCGAGGGAACUGAGGUAAUGCUCACGACGGUGGAGGGUAGAUGAUUACAGAUUGGAAAGGAAAGGGGGGAUUGGGAGCAUAGAAAGCAACGAGAGCAAAGUAAAAAGGAGCGUCGUUUGGGAUGAGCGCGUCUUGCAUUUAAGACGAGACGGAAACGUAUGGAGCAAGCAAAGCAAAGAGAGGUGCUGUUUACGUACGGAGUCGGUAUCCAGGUGGUCGAGGGACUAGCAAACCAUCUCAAGUAUAGAUCAUCAUUCAUCAAAUAAAGAAAGACUUG